Molecule: messenger RNA, 528 nt
Organism: Aspergillus melleus
Lineage: Eukaryota; Fungi; Ascomycota; Eurotiomycetes; Eurotiales; Aspergillaceae
Product: GPI anchored serine-threonine rich protein
Exons: 3
Coding region: 1-528 (175 amino acids)
Source: RefSeq, a predicted model, not a curated record
AUGAAGUUCACUCUUCUCACCCUCCUGGCAUCCUCUGUCCUGGCUGUCUCUGCGGCCGAGACUUCACCUGCCGCGGCGACUGCGGUUCCGACCUCGUCGACGUCGGACUCGACUUGUGCAAAGGAAAUCGUCCAAGCAUGUCUCGAACGCAUGGAACCGCAACUGAAGAAAUGUACCCCGAACCGAUGGGACUGUCUGUGUGAACAGACGAAUAAUGUCUUGACAUGCUACAACAACUGUCCCAGCGACCCGAACCGCAGCACAACAGCCCAACAACUCGACUCCUACUGCCGCGCCGCAAAAGCCGCCUCCAUGACCGUCUCGACCUCGACGUCUGCGAAACCAACCAAGACAGAGGAGACGUCGAAGACCAAGGCCUCGGGCAGCGAUGCGAGCGCUGCGGAGGCGUCGGCCACGAGUACGGGCGAUAGUAAAUCGGAGGGUGUCGCUGCUGUUGCUGGGGUGGGACUUGGUGGUGGCGGUGGUGCUUUGGUGGCGGCGAUGGUGGGGGUUUUGGGGGUUUUUUAG